ACUCAACAUUCCAUGUAAAUCUACAUAGCAGAUACAUACACUAUAUUAUAAUUAUACAUGGCUGAUGAGAUACCAGAAUUGGCCAAUGGCAGCCACUCCUCAAUUCUUAACAUUAAUGACGACGAACGCAACAGAAAGUAUGUUGGCCCUUCCUCUCCUACCUGCUCUCAGACCUUACGUUUCAUGCAAAAGCUGAUGGGGGAGUUUAUGGGCACAUACCUUUUGCUGUUUGCUGGUUUCGCGGCAGUGGUGGUGAACAAAGAGAUGAAUAAUCUGCUGACAUUUCCAGGGGUGGCAGUGCUGUGGGGGCUAGAUGUGAUGGUCAUGAUUUACACGGUCGGCCAUGUUUCCGGUGCCCAUUUUAACCCGGCUGUCACCAUUGCUUUCGCCACCUGCAACAGGUUUGCGUGGAGACAUGUGGCAGCUUAUGUCUCAGUUCAAGUGCUGGCCUCAAUACUAGCGAGUGGAACAGUUGAAAUAAUAUUUGGGACAGAGCAGCAUCACUUCCUAGGAACACUUCCAUCAGGCUCUAAUAUUCAGUCUCUAGUAUUGGAGUUCAUCAUCACAUUCUACCUCAUGUUUGCUGUCUCUGGUGUUGCUACCGACGACCAAGCUGUAGGAGAACUCAGUGGACUGGCCUUGGGAGCUACUGUAACCAUUAAUUCCCUACUAGCAGGGCCCAUUUCAGGGGCAUCAAUGAACCCAGCAAGAAGUUUGGGCCCAGCAAUUGUUUUCAGCAAUUACAAGGGUAUCUGGAUCUACAUCGUUGGCCCAAUAACUGGGGCCAUAGCGGGGGCCUGGUUCUACAAUAUCAUCAGGUUAACUCACAAACCUUUCAGUGAAAUCCUCAGCAUCAGAUGUUUCCACAGAAACUCGGCUCGUAUAGACUCGAAGCAACAGGGCCAUUAACCUGAAAAGAAAGGGAGAUCUCAGCUUUCUUGUUGACCUGCUUCAGAUGCAGCAUUUCUUUUUGUUUGAAAUUCAAUAAUAGAAGAACACAUACAAUAAUACAUAAAGCCAUUUAGUCAUGAAAAAAGAAGAAAUUAAGUUAAACAAAAAAAGGACAUUAAAUAAAGUCUAUACAUAGUAUGUGCAUGGUCACCUAUCUGGAAAAUAAGUUCACAUUGCCCCGCUCUCUUAUAGACACAGGCGCGAUCAGAUGCAAAGACAUUAUUAGAUUUCAAUGGAAGAAGCAUCCAGACCUCACAGACACCAAGACGUACCUUUGAGCAUGGAAGGCGCUACUCCUCACUCUCCGCACAUUAAUAAUGAAGGCCCUUCUUGUUACUGUGUCACUGUACAGUUUAUGCAUAUGGUAAUUCUCCCAAGAUUUUAAUUGCUUUUACAGUGUAUUCUAGUCAUCCUUUUUGGCUCAAAAAAGAAAAAAAAAUAAAAAGAAAAGAAAGGAAGCAAGGAAAGAGAACCUCUACCUACCUUUCCACUUCUUCCCUGAAAACUGAAUUACUACUUUGAACCCAGCAAGGAGUUUGGGUGCAGCAAUUGUUUCAAGUACGCGAAAAGGCGCUCUGGAUAUAGAUAGUAGGUCCAACAGUCGGGGCCAUCACAGGUGCCUGGGUUUACAAAAUCAUCAGCCUACUUGAGAAGCUCUCACGUGAUAUCACCAAGACUGGAUCUACCCUUAGAAGGUCGGGUCAACACGUAUCAGAUCAAACUGACAACUUCUGCUCCAUCCUGUAUCCCAAAUAGCGUUUCCUUGUGUUUUGCAUUAGCAUAAGCUAGGUAACCUCCUUAAGACAUAACGGCUGAAAUAGGAAAACUAUCUAUGUAGUAUAUACCAUCUGACUCCCAGUUUUCACUGCAAAUAUGUAACCAGGUCACUCCAAUUUUCCACGACUUCAUCUAGCAUUUUGGCAACAAUUUGUUGAUCAACAGUCUAUUUCGAAAAAAGAAAGUGAAGUUUGGUCAAUCCAAACCAAAAACAC
Molecule: messenger RNA, 1943 nt
Organism: Sesamum indicum (sesame)
Lineage: Eukaryota; Viridiplantae; Streptophyta; Magnoliopsida; Lamiales; Pedaliaceae
Source: RefSeq, a predicted model, not a curated record